AUGUGAGAGAAGCAAUCCUGCGGAAUAUAUUAACAACUUCUCCACAUCUUGAUUCUUGAAACACUAUGUACCCAUGACUCAGGAUACAUGGCACAUGUUUUAGUUGGUGGAGAACCUCUUAAACUGAAACAUUUUGAAAUAAAAGGUAAAUUGUUCUAAUAUACGAUCGAUUUAUUUAUGAGUUUGACCUUGUAUCGUUCACCUACAAGGGUCCAGCAAUAGAUUUACGUCUAGGUCAUCUUCCAAAAAUGAAAGAACUUGAUAUUUGCCAAGGAGCUGAAGGGUUACAAAAUAAUAUAUUCAGCCAGAUCGCAUCUUGUGUUUCAUACAUCCAAGUUCUUUCCCUCAACAUAUUACAGACGGAACGUUUGAUGCUUAAUUCCAUUCCUGAACUACCAAAUGUGAAGAAAUUGAGGCUCGCAAUUGGAGCAUAUAAUGAUAACUGCUUGCUAUGUUUCACUUACAUAGCGAAUGCAUGUCCAUCUUUGGAGACCUUCACGAUUCAGCUACUCUGGGGGUCACCCAUCUGGAGGAAGAGGAAAGCACGGUGUUACUCCACUCCUAGUCGUCCCUAUAACAACCUAUGUGUACUUGAACUCAUGGGGUAUUAUGGACGGAUGAGUGAGUUAGAACUAGUCAAUCAUAUAAUCGAAAACGCUGCUGCACUGAAGCAAAUCGUGAUUGAUCCUCGCUGCCAAGGUCGGAUUGGAAAUACACCUGUAAAAAAGUUGCAGAAGAACUUGAAGAUUGAGGAAACUGCUCGAACUUACGCCCAGAGCCAGCUCAAAUCAGUAACACCUCAGGGAGUUAAAUUGGUGAUUCUCUGACUUGCCUUUGAACUCGCAAGCAGUGUUUGUCGUUUAUGUAUGUGAAAUUCAGAUAAACUACCAUAGGGUUUUAAUUAAUAACAAGGCAUAUCUUCUUCCUUUUGUUUAAUUAUAAA
Messenger RNA from Lactuca sativa (garden lettuce), 943 nucleotides. The record is from RefSeq and is a predicted model, not a curated record. Lineage: Eukaryota; Viridiplantae; Streptophyta; Magnoliopsida; Asterales; Asteraceae.